Messenger RNA from Staurois parvus, 438 nucleotides. NCBI's taxonomy places the organism in Eukaryota, Metazoa, Chordata, Amphibia, Anura, Ranidae. The record is from the annotation of a GenBank genome assembly.
ACCCGGUGCCCCGGGCGGAGCAGCAGGGCACCGCGGCGCACUGGGCGGAGCAGCCAUGGCACCCGAGGGCGCCUCAGGGCGGAGCCGGCGGGCGCCGUGACCCCCAGGAGGGAGCGUACAGGUCUCGGUGCCCUCAGGCAGGCCCACAGCGCGGCGAGCGGCUGGCGCCGGGACCUCCAAGGAUGGAGCGAACAGGUCUCGGGCCUCAGCGCGGAGCGGGCCGAGGGGGCGCCGGACCCCCAGGUGGUGCAGCGAGAACAGGUCUCGGGCGCCUCAGGCGGAGCGGGCGGGCGCCGGACCCUCCAGAUGGAGCGACAGGUCUCGGGCCCUCAGGCGGAGCGUAGAGCGGGCGCCGGAACUCCAACAGGCGGAGAGCGAACAGGUCUCGGGCCCUCAAGGAGCGGAAUGCGGCGGGCGCCGUCGACCCCCAGCUCUGAG